AUGUAGAUUAGUAUGCUGCGAGCCAGUCGAUCGAAUUUAUUGGAGCAGCCACUUGAGAUUACUAGAACACAAGUAAUUAUAGUUCUGAUUCAUCGCCAAGAGAAUUAUACAGUUUCAAACUACGCGGGGCAAGGUUUUGCGACGCAGAAGCAAUUAGCUGGUUUCAAAUACGAAUUUCUGGAAAACGGAGAGGAUGUUAUCAAACCGCGAUAGCUGGAUUUAUCGAAGCAAAUGGAGGCUUUAUUUGUCGCUGCUAUUUGCUGUUUUGUGCAGUACGCUUAGCGAAUUCGAAGCGGCAACAGCAGGUAGGAGAACUACCCAGCCGAUCAUCCCGAAAAGCCCAGCCACUAAGGAUAAGAGAGUAAUGGAGCCGGCAUUUGCGAACGCUGGCCAAGUUCCCGGCUUGGAAAUUUGGCGUAUCGAAAAUUUCAAACCCGUUGCUUACCCAAAAGAUCAAUAUGGAAAGUUCUACACAGGCGAUUCCUAUGUUAUCUUGUUUACUAAGGACAGCAAUGGAAUUAAAAGCUGGGAUAUCCACUUUUGGCUGGGCAAGGAAACGUCUCAAGAUGAAUCUGGAACUGCCGCUAUUAUGACUGUACAUCUGGAUGAUCAACUUGGCGGAGGCCCGGUUCAAUACCGUGAAGUGCAAGAGCACGAAUCCCAAACUUUCCUCUCCCAUUUCAAAAAUGGUGUGAGAUAUUUACCUGGUGGCAUUGCUACAGGAUUUUCUCAUGUGGAUCGUAAUAAGCACGAUAAGAAGCUGUACCACAUUAAGGGCAAGAGGAACAUCAGGGUUAAGGAAGUUAAGCUUAGCAUUGCUUCCAUGAAUAAGGGCGAUUGCUUCAUUUUGGAUGUUGGUUCUGAUGUUUACGUUUAUGUUGGGCCUAAAUCCAAGAGGGCCGAGCGUCUUAAGGCUAUAAGCGCCGCUAACCAAGUCAGGGAUCAAGAUCACGGUGGAAGGUCCAAGAUUCAUAUCAUUGAUGAAUACAGCACUUCCAGCGAGUAUGAUGAGUACUUCAGUAAAUUAGGAGAAGGUUCGCAAAGUGAGGUUCCUGACGAGAGCGCAGGCGGAGAUGAUGAACAAUUCGAGAAGCAACAGGAGCACGUUGUUACCUUGUACAAGGUGUCUGACGCUUCAGGAACUUUGGAAACAACUGAGAUCGGACAGAAGCCACUUCUGCAAAGCAUGCUUGAUACCAACGAUUGCUUCAUUCUUACUACAGAGUCUGCAAACAUUUACGUUUGGGUAGGAAAGAAAUGCAAUUCUAGAGAGAGGAGCCAAUCUAUGAACACAGCUCAGACCUUCAUGAAGACCAAGAAUUAUCCUGACUGGACUCAGAUUCAGCGAAUCGUCGAGAAUGCUGAACCAUCAACAUUCCAGCAAUACUUUAAAACCUGGAAAACCAGCAGCGAACUGCACACACGGCUUAUUCGCUCAACUGAUGUAACUGAUAAAGCAAAAAUUGAGCAGAAAAGCGGCGGAGCAGCUCCCGAUUUUAUGCCUGAUGAUGGAUCAGGUGAACUCGAAAUCUUCAGAAUUGAAGAUUUCGAACUCGCCCCCGUAGAUAAAGAAACCUACGGCAAAUUCUUCGGAGGAGAUUCGUACGUUAUCAAAUAUACAUACAAUUCAAACAACUACAUCAUUUACAUGUGGCAAGGAAACGAAAGCACCAACGACGAGAAAGCUGCUUCAGCUUUCCAAGCUGUGAAGUUGGAUAAUGAAUUGCACGGUAAAGCCGUACAAAUUCGUGUCGUACAAGGUCACGAGCCGAAGCAUUUCCUUCAUAUUUUCAAAGGAAAACUUGUUACUUUCUUGGGUGGAAAAGCCAGUGGCUUCAAGAAUUUGAAUGACCACGAUACAUACGUUGAAGGAGAAACCAGGAUGUUCCGCAUUCGUGGAACCAACGAAGAUGAUGUUAGGGGUUCUCAGCAAGUAGCUUCAGCUAAAUCUCUAGCUUCAGAUGAUGUUUUCAUCGUGGACAACGAUAGCAACACUUGGAUUUGGAUGGGCAAAGAUUCCAACGAACACGAGAAAAGUUUGGCUGAGAACUUUGCGACUUUCUUAGUACCAAAUUCCAGUCCAGAAGUAAUCAAUGAAGGCGACGAACCUGAUACAUUUUGGGAUGCGUUGAAUGGCAAGGAUAGCUAUGCCGAAAGCUUCGAAUCCGAGCAACAACCAGCUCUUCAACCGAACUUAUACCAUUGCAUUUUGACACCAUCGAACAAUAUCAAGAUUGAAACUAUUAAAGAUUACGAACAAGACGAUUUGGUUGAAGAUGACGUUAUGAUUCUAGAUGCAGGAAAUGAGGUUUACGUUUGGAUUGGCAGUGGAGCUGAUGAAGAUGAGAAGAAACAUAGCGUGAUUUUAGCUCAAAACUAUUUGAGAGGCCACGGUCGUAGUCACGUCAUUGUGCUCGUCGUGAAACAAGGUUCUGAGCCCAGUGUCUUCACUUCUCUGUUCCCAUCUUGGGAUGAAGGGAUGUGGGAUAAUCAAGUAUCUUACGAGUCGAUCAAAUCAAAAUUUGAAAACUAAUUAUUAAUAAGUUAAGGUUUUUAUUAAAAUUUAUAUUCAAAAUGAUGACAGUACAGUAAUGUGGUGCUUUCUUAGAAUAAAGUCCGAUUUUUUUUUUAUA
Nicrophorus vespilloides is the source of this 2633-nucleotide messenger RNA. RefSeq names its product gelsolin, cytoplasmic. NCBI's taxonomy places the organism in Eukaryota, Metazoa, Arthropoda, Insecta, Coleoptera, Silphidae. The transcript is spliced from 7 exons. Bases 194 to 2533 code for a protein of 779 amino acids. Gene Ontology annotation, cellular component: cytoplasm; actin cytoskeleton. The record is from RefSeq and is a predicted model, not a curated record. Gene Ontology annotation, molecular function: phosphatidylinositol-4,5-bisphosphate binding; actin filament binding. Gene Ontology annotation, biological process: actin filament severing; barbed-end actin filament capping; actin polymerization or depolymerization.